ACUAACUCUACUUGAACCCUGAGAAGAAGCAUUCACCUCAGUUCCACCUUCACCUGACCUCCAAUUGGAGGGCUCUAGCUGUACUAGCCACUGCAGCAGUCACCACCAUCCCCCUUCCUCACUACCACCAUCCUCCCAUUUCUCUCCCUACAACACUCAUGGGCUUUCAGGUGCAAAGGAUUCCCUCUCAUCCUAGCCAUGCUUGUGACCUUGAUUAUCCAUCCCAAACUUCCAACCAAAGGUCAUAAGCCUGUGAUCCUAGCCCUGAGCUACUCCUACACACACUCCAUGGGUGGGUUUGUGCCAUCAUGACACCCCCAAGGUCUCUCCCCUUGCCCUUCCUGUCAGAAGUCAUGCCCUCAUAAGCCCUAAAACUUCACGCUCCACCCCCACCAGGAUGGCAGAAGCUCCACAGCCCAACUCCACCUUCCUACGCCCAACCUUCUUCCUACUGACUUGCAUUCCAGGGAUAGGGAGUGCCCAGGCCUGGCUGACCCUGGUCUUUGGGUCCAUGUAUCUGCUGGCCCUGCUGGGCAAUGGAGCAUUGCUGGCAGUAGUGCAGAUAGACACUACCCUGCACCAGCCCAUGUUCCUACUCCUGGCUACACUGGCAGCCACAGACCUGGGCUUAGCCACAUCUAUAGCCCCAGGGCUGCUGGCUGUGCUGUGGCUUGGGCCCUGGCUGGUGCCAUAUGCUGCCUGUCUGGUCCAGAUGUUCUUUGUACAUGCACUGACUGCCAUGGAAUCUGGUGUGCUGUUGGCCAUGGCCUGUGAUCAUGCUGUGGCGGGAGGACGUCCACUGCCCUAUCCUAUCCUAGUCACCAAAGCCCGUGUGGGCUAUGUAUCCCUGGCACUAGCACUGAAAGCGGUGGCUAUUGUACCUUUCCCUCUGCUGGUGGCACGAUUUGGGCACUUCCGAGCCAAGACUAUAGGCCAUGCCCACUGUGCACACAUGGCAGUGGUAGAGCUGGUAGUGGGUAACACACAGGCAAACCACUUGUAUGGGCUGACACUUUCGCUGGCUGUGUCAGGUUUGGAUAUUCUGGGUAUCACUGGCUCCUAUGGGCUCAUUGCCCAUGCUGUGCUGCAGCUGCCUACCCAGGAGGUCCGUGCCAGGGCCUUUGGUACAUAUAGUUGUCACAUUUGUGUCAUUCUGGCCUUCUACGUGCCUGGUCUCUUCUCCUACCUCACACACCACUUUGGUCAACACACUGUUCCAAAGCCUGUACACAUCCUUCUCUCCAACAUCUACUUGCUGCUGCCACCAGCCCUCAACCCCCUCAUCUAUGGGGUCCGCACCACGUAGAUCAGGGACCGGCUCCUAGAAACCUUCACAUCCAGAAAAAGCCAGUUCUAAUGGGCAGUGUGUUAUAGGUUGAAUUGUGUCCCCCAAAAAUAUGUG
Trichechus manatus latirostris (Florida manatee) is the source of this 1402-nucleotide messenger RNA. Its product is annotated as olfactory receptor 52W1. Lineage: Eukaryota; Metazoa; Chordata; Mammalia; Sirenia; Trichechidae. Gene Ontology annotation, cellular component: plasma membrane. The transcript has a single exon. Gene Ontology annotation, biological process: G protein-coupled receptor signaling pathway. The coding region runs from base 398 to 1306 and encodes 302 amino acids. The record is from RefSeq and is a predicted model, not a curated record. Gene Ontology annotation, molecular function: olfactory receptor activity.